Danio rerio (zebrafish) is the source of this 2201-nucleotide messenger RNA. Lineage: Eukaryota; Metazoa; Chordata; Actinopteri; Cypriniformes; Danionidae. The record is from RefSeq and is a predicted model, not a curated record.
CUCCCCGUGCAGCGCAGUGGAGCUGCUGAAGGGACUCUCUUUAUAAUGAGACGCUGCUGAGCAACAGAGAGACACUCACUGUCACUGGUUGUGUUUUUGUUGUAGGUAAAACUUCACCCAAAUCAGAUUCAGCGCGUUCGGGGAUGGUAUGCCUUUCUAUGUCGACGCAGAAGGUUGGAACAAGAUGAAAAGGGGACGAUCAAAGUGUCAGAGCUUCACCCCAUCAGAGGGCAGAAACAAGAGACACAGAAGCACCACACCAGUGUAUGUCCAGACAGGCUCCACCAAUUUUCAGAACGCCACAGAGGAGACAUGGGGAAACCUGCCGCACCAUGUGGUCCUGCACAUAUUCCAGUAUCUGUCUCUGGUGGACCGGGCUCGAGCGUCUUCUGUGUGCCGCCGCUGGAACGAAGUCUUUCACAUCCCAGAUCUCUGGAGAAGGUUUGAGUUCGAGCUGAACCAGCCGGCUACAUCUUACCUAAGGUCCACACAUCCGGAUUUGAUCCAGCAGAUCAUCAAGAGACACGCUCAGCAUUUGCAGUAUGUUAGCUUCAAGGUUGACAGCUGCACAGAAUCUGCAGAAGCAGCCUGUAACAUUCUCUCUCAGCUGGUGAACUGCACCAUUAAGACACUGGGUCUGAUUUCCACAGCGCGGCCGAGUUUCAUGGACGUAUCUCAGUCACACUUUGUCUCGGCCCUGACGGUGGUGUUUGUGAAUUCCAAGUCUCUUUCCUCUAUAAAAAUUGAUGACACACCGGUUGAUGACCCGUCCCUGAAGGUACUGGUCGCCAACAACAGUGACACGCUCAAGCUGCUGAAGAUGAGUAGCUGUCCGCAUGUUUCUCCUGCAGGCAUCCUAUGUGUGGCCGAUCAGUGUCAUGGCCUUCGAGAACUGGCUCUUAACUACCACCUGCUGAGUGACGAGCUCCUGCUGGCGUUGUCCUCAGAAAAGCACGUCCACCUGGAGCACCUGCGCAUCGAUGUGGUGAGCGAGAACCCGGGCCAGACCCAGUUCCACACCAUCAAGAAGAGCAGCUGGGAUGCCCUCAUCCGCCACUCGCCCCAGGUGAACAUCGUCAUGUACUUCUUCCUGUACGAGGAGGAGUUCGAGCCCUUCUUCCGCGAGGAGACACCCGUCACACAUCUGUAUUUCGGUCGAGCGGUCAGCAAAGACAUGCUGGGUCGUAUCGGACUCAACUGUCCUCGACUGGUGGAGCUGGUGGUGUGUGCGAACGGGCUGGAGCCGCUGGACGAGGAGCUGAUCCGUAUCGCAGAUCGCUGCAAGAGCCUGACGGCCAUCGGCCUAGGUGAAUGCGAGGUGACCUGCAGCGGCUUUAUGGAGUUUGUGAAGAUGUGCGGAGGCCGAUUGAGCCAGCUGUCCAUCAUGGAGGAGGUGCUCAUCCCAGACAACACCUACAACAUCGAGCAGAUCCACAGCGAGGUCUCCAAACAUUUGGGCCGCAUUUGGUUUCCGGAUAUGAUGCCCACAUGGUAGAUAAAUCCAAACAUUUCGACAAAUCCACUCCAGUCUACCUACGUAAACAAGCCGUUUGCAUUUGGCAAACACGGCAGCCAUUAGGCAGAACUGGGUAAUUAAAAUUUAGCAUGGGAAACGGAACAUCUGACUCCACAUCUGGAUCAUUAGUGUGGAAGUGCUGCUGUAGUAGAAACAUCAUUUGUGAUUGGAUCUCGACGAUAGGAUUGGAAUACAAAGUGUUUACAGAUCCACACAAGUGCACGCACGUGAAAGCCGUACAUUUUGAGGCAUUCAUUGGGCACACAAUGACUCUGUGGCACUUAGUCUGUAUUUUUAAGACAUAACCAGAAUACUUUCAGCGACUAAUUGUUGGAAAAAGAUGACCCACUUUUCUCUGAUUAUAACAAUAACAAGGGGCGAAUCCAAUGGUAAUUUGGUGACACUUUACAGUAAUGUUUGAUUUGUUGACAUUCAUUAACUACAUUAGUCAACCUGAUUAAUCUACAGCAUUUACUAAGCUAAGAUAACAAUAAGCCUAACAUCAAGUGUUUGUUCAGACAAAAAUGUAAACAAUUUUAUUAUUUACUCACGCUAAUGUUGUUCCAAUCUCCUGAGACCUUCGUUUAUAAUCUGAAUACAAAUGAAGAGAUUUUAGAUGAAAUCAUAGAGCUUACCCAGCAAACAAUUUUGUGUUUAAUAGACGUCUACUAGACAUCUAAAUGUA